GCCACCUCGAAAAGCAAAGCUGAACAGGUAAAGGAAACGACGAUACGAAUUGUUCGUCCGCGCUCCUGCCCGUGCCACUCGAAUCCUCAUCGACAAUACCUUAGCCCAACACGCCUCGGCUCUCCUCGCACGCGAACCUGGCUCAACUGCCCUGACGUCUUCGGGCCGUCACGCUGGGCCCAGAUCUACACGCCUAGUCCUCGCACCCUUCUUCAAGAUGCCCCUAGUGAUGGUCGACUCCAAGGCACAGAGAGCCGCCUAACGUCGCACCUCUGCAAAUCGGUGAGGAUCAAUUCGAGACGGAGCGAGAUCGACAAAAGGACUCAGGCCCGGAAGACGCUUCUUCUGCUCCACUGCUUCCAAAGUUCCGUACCAAGGAUGACGGCCGCCAAUUCCUUGGUAAUAACCUAG
Molecule: messenger RNA, 411 nt
Organism: Colletotrichum costaricense
Lineage: Eukaryota; Fungi; Ascomycota; Sordariomycetes; Glomerellales; Glomerellaceae
Exons: 1
Source: RefSeq, a predicted model, not a curated record